This is a messenger RNA of Colletotrichum destructivum, 651 nucleotides long. RefSeq lists its product as uncharacterized. The coding region runs from base 46 to 369 and encodes 107 amino acids. The record is from RefSeq and is a predicted model, not a curated record. Lineage: Eukaryota; Fungi; Ascomycota; Sordariomycetes; Glomerellales; Glomerellaceae. The transcript has a single exon.
CCUCAAUAAAGUUCAUGGUCUUUAAAAACUCUAUCGUUGAGAUAAAUGUGGCGAUGGAGAAUGUCUGUUAACAUGCAUUGUCUCUAUUUCAACCUCAUCUGUCGUUCCCCGUCACCAUCUUCGCCAUCACUCUCACCUAGAGCUUCCCGUAUGUCAGCCUUUCAGUGCCUCCAGAACCAUCUUGUUUGCAGGUUUUUCUCACUGGGAGGUUCGGGGGGGUUGUUUUUUCCAUCAUCUUUUUUUAGGUUGGAUGACCCUGGCCAAGCCCUGCCCCCUGGGAAACUUCAGGUGAGUUGCGUGGCGAUCUACGUCUUGUUUAUCUGGCACGGCAAGCCGGUGCCAAGAUCAGACAUGUGGAGGGCAUGUUAGAGAGAGAGAGACGUUUGCUUUGGGGGACCCUCAACGGCAGCCGAUCUUGGGCAGAUGCCACUCGUUCGAACUUCGAACCGACCCAGCUCUGAAGCGCCGCUGUCAGCUCCGUGUCUUAGUCUCUCACACUGUCACACAUCAAACCUCGGCCGCGGGAUCCUUCGACAUGUUCUCGGCCGUGGCGUUGCAACGACCUACCAUCUACCAAUCUGAUUGUCAUACCCACCCCUCAGUCCACGUGCGAGCGUGUGGUCGCUCGCGCAGGUUAUGGAUAGCACACGG